CGGGACUCCAAGGCCCACCUGUGGAGUGGGUCUGAGAUUCCCAGGCUGUGCUCUCGGUCAAGUUGUCUAUUGUUAUCAAAUGUGGGCUGGGCGGCGGCAUCUGUGACUUCAUCCCGUGGUGGCUGGAGCCUGGGAUAAAAGUCACGGUUGUCCCAAAGGUACAGCCAGACUCCGCCCCGGGGAGCUGUUGUACUUGCAUUGCUGGGUUGCUGAUAGACUGAUUGACUGGUGGCGUGUACUUUUGUCACAAGAAUCAUAACCGCAAUGACAGCCACACAGCGUGGACCUAGAGUGUUGCUCAACUCUGGACAAGACAUGGUUGUAGGCAGACAUGCUUCCUGCUUGCUGGGCUUAGAGCACGGAUGCUAAGGACAGACACGAAGGGCUUGGGAAAGGCAUGAAGAUGCAUGGAGUCCAGAAGAGAGAAUAAGAAAAGCAAGCAUUUUGUUUUGGGUGGGAUUGCUUUGUCGUUUUAAGAGACAUUUCGUGAUCCACGGUUGCGCUCCGGUGAAGAGCGAGUCUAGAGGAGGAAUCGGAAGGUGGGUGAGAGUUGAGGGGAUUUGAAUUCCGUAAUUACGACUCGAAUUUCUGCCAUCAGCUCGCGGCUGUGUUGCCUGCCCUUGCCACAAAAAAGCCAUGCAGCGCCAAGCCAAGUCGGAUGGAAGUGGGUUAGGGUAUUAUAUAAGCCCUUGCGGGAGGGAAGAUGGUCUUUUAUGUGUGUUUCUUUUGCAGCGGCGGCGGCGAGCUCGACUCAGGUUGAUUUAGAAUACGGGUGACAGUGGCCUGGCGCGAGCCCAUUGCUGACGAAAGCGGCUUAUCCCGCGCGGUUUCCAUGGAGACGAGCUGGAGCCGCGGCGGCGGCGGGGCUGUCAGCGAGCGCGGCGGAGCUGGCGCGUCCGUGGGGGUCUGCAGGAGGAAGGCGGAGGCCGGGGCCGGGACCCUCGCGGCAGACAUGGACUUGCAUUGUGACUGUGCAGCCGAAACGCCGGCAGCCGAGCCGCCGUCGGGGAAGAUUAAUAAAGCUGCCUUCAAAUUAUUCAAGAAGAGGAAAUCGGGUGGCACCAUGCCCAGCAUUUUUGGGGUCAAAAACAAAGGGGACGGGAAAGGCUCGGGUCCGACCGGGCUGGUGAGGAGCAGGACCCACGACGGGCUCGCCGAGGUGCUGGUGCUGGAGAGCGGCAGGAAGGAGGAGCCGCGCGGCGGGGGCGACAGCGGCGGGGGCGGCGGGGGGCGGCCGAACCCGGGGCCCCCAAGAGCCGCGGGCCCCGGCGGGGGAUCCCUCGCCAGCAGCUCGGUGGCCAAGUCGCACAGCUUCUUCUCGCUGCUGAAGAAGAAUGGGCGCUCGGAAAACGGCAAGGGAGAGCCCGCGGACGCUAGCAAGGCCGGCGGCAAACAAAAGCGGGGGCUGCGGGGGCUGUUCAGCGGCAUGCGCUGGCACAGGAAGGACAAGCGGGCCAAGGCGGAGGCCGCGGAGGGGCGCGCGCCCGGGGGCGGCCUGAUCCUGCCCGGCUCGCUCACCGCCAGCCUGGAGUGCGUCAAGGAGGAGACGCCCAGAGCCGCGCGCGAGCCGGAGGAGCCCAGCCAGGACACCCCGCGAGACCCAGCAGGUGAGCCCGCAGGGGGAGAGGAGGUGCCCGCCCCCGCCGACCGCGCCCCAGCGCGGAGCUGCGGAGAGGCCGAGGGCCCCUCGCGCCCCAGCGACACCGGCGCCCGGGGAGAGGACGCCGCGGGGCAUCGGCGCGCCGAGAAGCCCCGGGCACCCCCCGAGCCGGGGCCCGGGGAGGUCCGCACGGCCGAGGACGCUUCCAGGACGGGGGCCGUUCCCGUAAAGACGGUCCCCCUUGUCGACUCCGAAGGCGGCAGCGGCCGGGCGUCCGCCGCCCCAGACCCUGCCUCGGUCGAUCCACCCUCAGACCCGUCGGCAGAUCGUAUUUGUUUGAUGUUUUCUGACGUGACUUCACUGAAAAGCUUUGACUCUCUUACAGGCUGUGGAGAUAUUAUUGCAGACCAAGAGGAAGAGGCAGGUCCCAGCUGUGACAAGCAUGUCCCCGGGCCAGGCAAGCCGGCUCUCUCUAAAAAGAACCCCGGCGUGGUGGCCUACCAAGGAGGCGGGGAGGAGAUGGCCAGCCCGGACGAGGUGGACGACACCUAUCUGCAGGAGUUCUGGGACAUGCUGUCACAGACCGAGGAGCAGGGACCCGGGCCCCAGGAGGGCGCGGCCAACGCGGCAGCUGCACUGGAAACCAAGGUGGUGCCUGAGACCCCCAAAGACACCAGGUGUGUGGAAACGGCCAAGGACGCGUCCUCGGUCAAGCGCAGGAGGCUCAACCGUAUUCCCAUUGAGCCCCAUCCGAAGGAGAAGCCCAAGCACCCGGAGAAGGAACAGCAGGAGGGCGUCCCCAACAGCGACGAGGGCUACUGGGACUCCACCACGCCAGGCCCAGAGGAAGACAGCUCGAGCAGCGGGAAGAAGGCGGCCAUCCCCCGGGAUAGCUACAGCGGGGACGCGCUCUACGAUCUCUAUGCUGACCCCGACGGAAGCCCAGCAACCCUUCCUGGAGGGAAGGACAGCGAGGAGACGUCCUGCUUGUCCCGGUUAAAGCCCGUGUCUCCAGGCACCAUCACCUGUCCACUGCGAACACCAGGCAGCUUGCUAAAGGACUCUAAGAUCCCUAUUAGCAUCAAGCACCUGGCCAACCUUCCAUCUAGCCAUCCCGUGGUGCACCAGCAACCCUCCAGGAGUGAGAUGCCCAGAACAAAAAUCCCGGUUUCUAAAGUGCUGGUCCGCAGAGUCAGCAACCGGGGCUUGGCUGGGACCACCAUCAGGGCAGCGGCCUGCCACGACAGUGCCAAAAAGUUGUGAGGUCUUCCAGGCCACGGUGGACGGGCCACAUGUCAAGGAAUACAAUUUUGCCCUGGAAACCACUCAAGUAAGUUUUGCUUUUCCUAAAGAAAGUCUUUUAGAAACCCCCUGCUCCAGAGUGUGGACCGAGGAGGUCUUUGUACCCUGAGCAGGGUCCGGAUAACACCAGAAAGAGGGAUGCUACACUUGGGAUUCUCCUCUCAAGAUAACUCCGUGAGAAUUAUUUUCAAGCACUUUUUUCUUUUUUACCUUUAGGUUUUUCUUCUUUUUUCUUUAAUGCACUGAACACUUGGAAGUCACCUUUACUUGCCUUUGCAGAAAACAGGACUUAGCCAAACCUAAGUAAGAGUCAUGCCUGGAUGUUGGCAUGAGCCAGUGUCCAGAAGCCUGGAGGAACCACUGAAGAACCAGAGGAGAUCUCCUCUUCCAAGACAUGUUUCCUUCUUUCCCUUCUUUUCUCUUUCCUUUCCAGGAAAAAAAAAAGACCCUUUGCUAUAUCACUGUGUGGAAAACACCUCCAAAGCUGAAACAGCCAGGUAUUUACCUGAUGAGCAGAGGGCACCACUGAUUGGCAGAAAACUUCCUUACCUUCAGUUGCUAGGUAUGCAAAUUGAUAAGUAUCUAACACUAGGAAAAUAAAGGCGAGUUUUGGUUU
Messenger RNA from Cebus imitator (Panamanian white-faced capuchin), 3518 nucleotides. RefSeq names its product APC membrane recruitment protein 2 (gene AMER2). The transcript is spliced from 2 exons. Lineage: Eukaryota; Metazoa; Chordata; Mammalia; Primates; Cebidae. Gene Ontology annotation, biological process: regulation of canonical Wnt signaling pathway. Gene Ontology annotation, cellular component: plasma membrane. The coding region runs from base 833 to 2863 and encodes 676 amino acids. Gene Ontology annotation, molecular function: phosphatidylinositol-4,5-bisphosphate binding; beta-catenin binding. The record is from RefSeq and is a predicted model, not a curated record.